This is a messenger RNA of Penicillium griseofulvum, 3333 nucleotides long. Its product is annotated as Thiolase-like, subgroup. Bases 1 to 3333 code for a protein of 1110 amino acids. Gene Ontology annotation, biological process: fatty acid beta-oxidation. The record is from RefSeq and is a predicted model, not a curated record. The transcript is spliced from 7 exons. Gene Ontology annotation, molecular function: acetyl-CoA C-acetyltransferase activity. NCBI's taxonomy places the organism in Eukaryota, Fungi, Ascomycota, Eurotiomycetes, Eurotiales, Aspergillaceae.
AUGAUUUCUCCAAGCCUGUGUACUCGCCUCCCCAAGCGGGCCUUCCCCGCAUUUCGCCCCCAGCGACAGUUCAGUUCGGCACGCCCGACAUGCAAGGAGAUUCAGGAAGCUUACAUUUUGAGUGCUUCUCGAACACCAACAGCAAAGUUCAAUGGUUCUUUUACUUCCGUAUCGGCACCUGAGCUUGGCGCAGUUGCAAUCAAAUCUGCGCUCGAUAAAUCCAAGGUACCUGUUGAGAAGAUCACAGAUGUAUAUAUGGGAAAUGUCUUGCAGGGCUCAGUAGGUCAGGCACCUGCCCGUCAGGCAUCUAUUUUUGCCGGUCUCCCUUCCACCGUUGAAGCUACAACAAUCAAUAAGGUUUGCGCUUCUGGAUUGAAGGCCGUGGCACUUGCCGCACAAAAUAUUCAACUGGGCUUGGCAGAGGCGCAAGUGGCUGGUGGCAUGGAGAGCAUGACUCGUGUCCCCUAUUAUAUGGCACGUGCUAGUCAAUUGCCCCCCUUUGGCGAGAUCAAGCUAGAGGAUGGUCUCAUCAAGGAUGGUCUAUGGGAUGUUUACAACAAGUUCCACAUGGGCAUCUGCGCAGAAAAUACUGCGAAAAAGUACGAGAUCUCUCGGGAGGACCAGGAUUCAUAUGCCAUCCAGUCAUACGAGCGUGCCCAGCAGGCAUGGAAGGAGAACAAGUUUGCAGAUGAAAUUGCCGUGGUUACUGUGAAAGGUAAGAAAGGAGAUACCGUUAUCGAGCGGGACGAGGGCUUCGAAAACUUGCGUGCCGAUAAGUUGAAGACCCUGAAGCCUGCCUUCCUGCGGGAUGGGACUGGUACCGUGACUGCCGGCAACGCAUCUACCAUGAAUGACGGAGCAUCCGCGUUGAUUUUAGGUAACAAGGAUAUUGCUCGCCAAUAUGGCGCUGGCAGCCGUGUCUUGGCCCGUAUUGUUUCCUCGGCCGAUGCCGCCAUCGACCCCGUGGACUUCCCAGUUGCCCCUGCUAAAGCGGUUCCGAUUGCGCUGGAGCGUGCAGGUAUUACCAAGGACCAAGUGGCAGUAUGGGAAUUCAACGAGGCUUUUGCGGCAGUCAUCAAAGCCAAUGAGAAGAUCCUCGGUUUGCAAAACGCCAAAGUCAACAUGCUUGGAGGUGCCAUCUCUCUUGGCCAUGCUCUCGGCAGCUCAGGCUCCCGUAUCCUCGUGACCUUGCUCCACCAACUGCAGCCCGGCGAGUAUGGAGUGGCUGCUAUCUGCAACGGCGGCGGUGCUGCAACCGCAAUGGUUGUGCAGCGGCUGGAUCGGACACCAAAAAAUGGCAGCGAUGAUGAUGCUGCUCCCAACUCAACCCAAGAUUGGCUCGUCACUCGUGUUAGAGCCAACUUGUUUACGAACUCUGAAUGGCCGAGCUACCUUCCAGGAAAUCGAGAUGAUUUUUCGGUCGCUGCAGACCUUUCAGAAAGCAAUGUUGUCGCUCUGGCUUGGUCACCAGCAGGACUAGGCAAAUAUCGACGUAGUGUGCUAGCAGUGCUGACGUCGAAUCUGGUACUGUCCCUCUGGGAGCCCAUUGGCCUUAAGAAGCAAUGGACUAGGGUUGGCGUUGCGAAUCAUGUUCUUCGGUCACACCUGCCAUCACAGGAUCCAGAUAUGCAUGCCUUUCGGAAGGUUUAUAUUCGAUCUUUCACCUGGUGCGAGUCGUUGAAGCCUUCAACGCCUACUGCAGGGUCUUCCUUCCUCCAUUCGCAUGAACGUCGCUGGGGAAUCCCACUGCUAACUGUGGUGAAUGACUUCAACGAAGUAAUGAUGUUGCAGAUCCGCAGAUCAGACCCGACGAACAGCCUUUCCAGGCCUUAUGAUCUUCAAAUCCUGGCCCUUCACUCUCUAACGAACCUGGAAACAAAGGGCAGACGAGUCUGCUCUGGAUCACUAUUCGAGAAGGCAAUCAAAGAGAGACAACGUACUACUGAGCUUUCCUGUGGUCCGUGGCAGAUUUCACCCGCGACUAGCUCAGGAAACUUUGGCUGUGCAGUCGCCAUGAUAGCUGCGGUAUGUGGAACGCAGCUUCGCUUAAUGAAACUCGAAGUCACCAUUGGAAGCCCGCUCGGAGAGACCUCACAACAGUACAAGUUGGUCACAAAUCUCAUAGAGCAUCCUUUGGACCAGUUGAAUGAGAAAUGGGCAUAUCACAACAUCACUGGCCCUCUUAGGUGGCUCCAUACUAGAUCGUCCCCAACAAUCUCUCUGGCAGUCGGUGCCAUGGCAGGCUUCAUAGCCAUAUCCAUGCCCUACGCUGCGUACACGGGUAGCGUUACCAAUGCCGAUGCCAUUGAAUUCCGUGAUUACCCGAUCUAUGAGCCAGAAACCGAGGACAACAAGGGCCGCCAAGUAAGGCACCUGGAGCCGAUUGCUGCAAUGCUCGCUUGCACGAACCCAGAAAACGAUACAUGCAGGCUCCAUGUAGGCACGCUCGGUGGAGUUGGCUUAAUUAUAGAACUUAACCAACUCCAAAGCGGCAACGCUCUACAGCAGCCAAAAUGGAAACGCAUGAUUGAAGAAUUCCAGGAUGAUUAUGACUUGGAGAAUGACUUGGGAGGAAUGUCAGUGUCAAGGAUAUGGGGACUCGCAGCCUAUGGCAACAUCAGUGCGGCUAUAUUCUCUUCGCAUCCCACGGACAUGAUCGAGUAUCGCAUCACCUCUGACGACAGGUCUAUGAUUGUCUUUUCAGAGGAGGGCGAACCCACGGCAAACACCGAAGCCCCAUUUGUGGCCCGCAUCCCCGAUGCUCAACCCUCCGGCCAAAACCAGACAGGAGAAGUGAUACGUUUCGUGCUACCUGGUGACGAUGGUAAUAUUGAACCUGAUACGGAGAGUCAACGCCUGGUUUAUGCAGUUGCCUGCCGUGCCAUUGUGGGCGAAGAGGAUGAGUCGCUUCGACUUCACGCUCGGCAGUCUCUAGAGCGUCUAGCAGUAGUGACAGGCGCGGACCUGAGCGAUGAGAUUUCCAAAUGCAACAACAAUCCAUCCCCAAUAUUAGCAAGGACUCCGGAGCACCUCAAUGGCCCAGGCGGUUACAUUUACGAGAAGUGCGAAGUUUGCGACGCGGGAAUUGGCUGGCCGACGGCCAAGUUGGCCAAGUGCGCCAAUGGCCAUGUUUGGGAACGAUGUGGACUGUCCUUCCUUGCCAUUCAGGAACCUGGGAUAUCCAAGUAUUGUUUUGUCUGUCGCAAAGAAGCCCUCGAUGAAGAACGAGUGGCAUGCACGCGUGGGGGAAAACAAGGUCGAACAUUCGAUGCUCUCUUUGAGACCUUUGAUACCUGCUUACAAUGCGCAGCCAAAUUCCAGGCCAGUUACUAA